This is a messenger RNA of Kluyveromyces lactis, 762 nucleotides long. RefSeq names its product Aim34p (gene AIM34). Bases 1 to 762 code for a protein of 253 amino acids. The record is from RefSeq and is a predicted model, not a curated record. Lineage: Eukaryota; Fungi; Ascomycota; Saccharomycetes; Saccharomycetales; Saccharomycetaceae. The transcript has a single exon.
AUGUCAUUGAGAAAAGUUAGAUCUCUACCAUCUUUGAGGGUACUAGCGGAAGUUUCAAACCCAUUAGUGAGGGUUCCUCCUCCUUCUUUCACAUAUCAAACUAGACAGGUUCACAAUACUAAGAAAAACGAACACAGCCCCAUGCUUUCUAGUGAUUCUCAUGCUUCGUUCACCAGGAUGAGUUUGAAGACUUUGAAGAAUGAGUGCCGUACCCGCGGGUUGAAAGUUAGCGGUAAGAAGACGGAAUUGGUGGAAAGAAUUCUGUUAUUUGAAGGAUCUAGCUCUAAAAAAUUGCAUACAUCGGCUAUCCAACGAGCCAAGAACGAUUCUUCACACAUCGAUUCUAUGAAGAUCCCGAACGUUGCUAAAUUGGAAGCUGAGGCAGAGAGCAGGAAAACGGAUUACAUAGUGAAAGUCCCAUCAAUAGUGAAUAAUGCAGCUACUGAACCGAAGACAAAGAUCGAAAAAGACUACGAAAAGAAGCUGCAACCGGCAGAUAAGAAGCCGCUAGCAGAAAAUGUCGGCACCGUAGCUACUCCAGACGCUGAUAAUGUCAUUCAGACUCCUUCGGUCAGUGAUUCGAUAAAAGUGGUGAACCCAGAAGAAGAACUUAGAUCCGGAUCCAGUGAACAGGGCAGAAGUUAUUCUCAACAAGAUGAAGAAUUGACAUCUAGGGAUAAGAAGUUUUUACUUGGAUUUGCUGGAACAGUGGCAGCAUGGUGGUCAUUGCGAUUCUGGAAAAAAGAGGAGUCAAAAAAAUGA